Emiliania huxleyi CCMP1516 is the source of this 468-nucleotide messenger RNA. RefSeq lists its product as hypothetical. Gene Ontology annotation, cellular component: anaphase-promoting complex. The record is from RefSeq and is a predicted model, not a curated record. The coding region runs from base 1 to 468 and encodes 155 amino acids. Lineage: Eukaryota; Haptophyta; Isochrysidales; Noelaerhabdaceae. The transcript is spliced from 2 exons. Gene Ontology annotation, molecular function: protein binding.
AUGACGACGCACCGGGCGCAGCUCCGCGCCGCGGUGCGCGACCUAUCGGACCGCGGCCUCAAGUGCUCCGCCAAGUGGGCCGCGGAGCAGCUGGUCGGCCUCGCGGGCGGCCCUCUCGAUGACGAGGCGGGCACGUCGGACGCGCCGAUGUCGCCGGCGGAGGAGGUUGGAUCGCGGGAGGAGGAGGACCAGCUGCUGCUCGCCAAGGCCUACUUCGACCUCAACGAGUUCAAGCGCGCCGCGCACGCACUCCGCGUGGCGCGCGGCGCCUCUGGCCGCUUCCUUCGCUGGUACAGCCUCUUCCUCGCAGGCCAGAAGCGGCAGGCGGAGGAGGAGGCGGAGGAGCGGUCGGGCGGCGUUGGGCACGCCUUUUGGAAGGACAUGGGGCAGAUAGAGCGACGAGAGACGCCACAAAUCGCGGCGUGGCGGCAGAGCACCACCUUCCUGCGCACCUUCUUCGACGGGUGA